Penicillium malachiteum is the source of this 1935-nucleotide messenger RNA. RefSeq lists its product as uncharacterized. Lineage: Eukaryota; Fungi; Ascomycota; Eurotiomycetes; Eurotiales; Aspergillaceae. The record is from RefSeq and is a predicted model, not a curated record. The coding region runs from base 1 to 1935 and encodes 644 amino acids. The transcript is spliced from 3 exons.
AUGACCACGUCACGCAUCUACAUCCUCAAGUACCUUCUCACUAGUGCCAGCAAAACCCACCCCAUAUUUAUUCAAACGAAGCCCCCGAGGCAUUUCGCAAGUGGAGCGGGCGAGCCUGUUAAAACCAGGGACAAGCGAGUAAACAAACACCUGGACAGCAUCACGGUCUAUCCAGCAUAUACUACGGCUGACGAAACAGAGACCGACGUGAAAGACACUGCCAAUUUGAGGAAUCUGGCCCAGAGAUGCGUCAGUCAGUUCAUCUUGAUAGCGAAACAAGAUGGGGUUGAGAAUGGCAUUGUUGACAGCCACUGGGCUGCUCGCCAAUCUGCCGAGUUCAAUGUGUGGUGCACCAAUAUUGGGGUGAAUGGCGAGGGUAUCCGAUCGAUUGAUUUACGCCUUAAAGAUGUUCCAGAUAUCUGUAGCCUUCUAAGACACCUGCUGGAGUCGUUGGAUUAUGAUCUGAAAGAGUUACUGCAGCCCACUGAAGCGCUAGCGCAAUCAAAUAAGAACGACCAAAAUUUACAAGACGAUGACUCUGAUGACACCUUCUGUUAUGUUUCUUCGUCGAACUCUGAUGAAUCAGACGAAGACCUGGGAAAUGGCAUUACUUUAUCGCCGCGGACAAAACAGCGCAGGGCUCUCCAAAAACAUAUUAGCGACACGAUCGAUCGGCUCCAUAGUCAUGCACAGCAAAUUCAGAGCGCAGCGGUCAGACAUUGGCGGGAAAGAGUCGAGCUUUAUCGAGAGAAAGAUGGUCCCAAGGAGGUCUAUGAAGGGUUCAAGAGGCUUGCUAGCUGGCGGGCGAAUGAGAAUUUCAAAUCCGCGUCCACCACGAUGAAACUAAGGAUCGCAGAGUCGGUGGCACGACGUCGGAUUCGAUUUGAGUACCUAAGAGAGCACCAGAGAAAGAGAGCUGUUAACUUGAAUUCUCAAACGGCGAACAUGCUAGGAGAGCUGCAGGUUAACCCUCUUGGUAACACAGUCGCCUCACCAGAGAAGCAGCAACACACACAUCAAGCCACAAAAUCCAAAGUCCCAGUUCAGCAGGGGACUAUCUAUAGUGCAACCGUGAAUACAAGAUUGGAUAUGAAGCCCGAGCAAAAACAGUCAGAACGAGUGGAGAGCGUGGCAUCAGUUGCUUUGCGACAUCCCGGAUUUCCUCCAGCUCCAAAGGUCCUGUAUGGCAAGUUUCAAUGCCCAUAUUGCUUCCUGGAGUUCCCCGCUCGUGAGGCCUUAAAAGAUCGUUGGAGCCAACACGUUAUGCACAACUUCGAGCCUUACUUUUGCAUUUUGGACGAAUGCGAAGCACCGUUUGAUGUACCAACUACGUUUGAUGGAUUAAUGGGUCAUUUACAAGACCAUCAUCCUAAACGUUAUCACGUCAUGAUCUCUGAUCUUGAAGAAAGAGAAUUUGAUGAGGCAGAAUUCGAAAGCUUUGUGAAGAUGAAUGGUGAGGCAUCUGAGGCAGAUCUUGCUUUUUUGAAGAAGGCUAGUCAAAGGAGAGGCGUGUUUCUGUUUCAAAGUUGUCCUUUCUGCGGAGGCUAUCCAGAUGUACUGGAGAAGCGCUUCCCUGACCCGAUAGCGGAAAAAGCUCAAACGGAACUACGGAAGCAUAUUAAACAGCACAUGCAGGACAUCGCACUGUUCCUUCCACCAUACCGGGAUGAUAUUUCUGACGAUGAAGAUCUGGAGAGCUGCGUGAUGGGCAGUCGACGACUCAGAAGCGACCGCACACUCUUGGAGGACUCAGAUGAUUGGAAAAGUAUUUGCGACCGAUCGAGUUGUGACUGCAAACAAGGCGGCGGAGGGUCGGGCUUUGAGGAUUUCUUCGAUGCUGAUAUCCAGCAAACCACCCCUGAAAACGAAGAUUUCUGGCCCCAGAUUUUGGCCGAUGCUUCCCGUUAUGACCGCUCGGCAGUGACAGACGAUUAG